AAUGGACUCAGAUCAUCACCAAGUACUUAUGGGAGCAGUUACAGAAGAUGGCUGAAUACUACCGGCCAGGGCCUGCAGGAAGUGGGGGCUGUGGUUCCACAAUAGGGCCCUUGCCCCAUGAUGUAGAGGUGGCAAUCCGGCAGUGGGAUUACACCGAGAAGCUGGCCAUGUUCAUGUUUCAGGAUGGAAUGCUGGACAGACAUGAGUUCCUGACCUGGGUGCUUGAGUGUUUUGAGAAGAUCCGCCCUGGAGAGGAUGAAUUGCUUAAACUGCUCCUGCCCUUGCUUCUCCGAUACUCUGGGGAAUUUGUUCAGUCUGCGUACCUGUCCCGCCGCCUUGCCUACUUUUGUACACGGAGACUGGCCCUGCAGCUAGAUGGUGUGAGCAGUCACUCAUCUCAUGUUAUAUCUGCUCAGUCAACAAGCUCGCUACCCACCACCCCUGCUCCUCAGCCCCCAACUAGCAGCACCCCCUCGACUCCCUUUAGUGACCUGCUUAUGUGCCCUCAGCACCGGCCCCUGGUUUUUGGCCUCAGCUGUAUCCUACAGACCAUCCUCCUGUGUUGUCCUAGUGCCUUGGUUUGGCACUACUCACUGACUGAUAGCAGAAUUAAGACCGGCUCACCACUUGACCACUUGCCUAUUGCCCCCUCCAACCUGCCCAUGCCAGAGGGUAACAGUGCCUUCACUCAGCAGGUCCGUGCAAAGUUGCGGGAGAUCGAGCAGCAGAUCAAGGAGCGGGGACAGGCAGUUGAAGUUCGCUGGUCUUUCGAUAAAUGCCAGGAAGCUACUGCAGGCUUCACCAUUGGACGGGUGCUUCAUACUCUGGAAGUGCUGGACAGCCAUAGUUUUGAGCGCUCUGACUUUAGCAACUCUCUUGACUCACUUUGUAACCGAAUCUUUGGAUUGGGGCCUAGCAAGGAUGGGCAUGAGAUCUCCUCAGAUGAUGAUGCUGUGGUGUCAUUGCUAUGUGAAUGGGCUGUCAGCUGCAAGCGUUCUGGUCGGCAUCGUGCUAUGGUGGUAGCCAAGCUCCUGGAGAAGAGACAGGCGGAGAUUGAGGCUGAGCGUUGUGGAGAAUCAGAAGCCGCAGAUGAGAAGGGUUCCAUCGCCUCUGGCUCCCUUUCUGCUCCUAGUGCUCCCAUUUUCCAGGAUGUCCUCCUGCAGUUUCUGGAUACACAGGCUCCCAUGCUGACGGACCCCCGAAGUGAGAGUGAGCGGGUGGAAUUCUUUAACUUAGUACUGCUGUUCUGUGAACUGAUUCGACAUGAUGUUUUCUCCCACAACAUGUAUACUUGCACUCUCAUCUCCCGAGGGGACCUUGCCUUUGGAGCCCCUGGUCCCCGGCCUCCCUCUCCCUUUGAUGAUCCUGCCGAUGACCCAGAGCACAAGGAGGCUGAAGGCAGCAGCAGCAGCAAGCUGGAGGAUCCAGGGCUUUCAGAAUCUAUGGAUAUUGACCCUAGUUCCAGUGUGCUCUUUGAGGACAUGGAGAAGCCUGAUUUCUCAUUGUUCUCCCCUACUAUGCCCUGUGAGGGGAAGGGCAGUCCAUCCCCUGAGAAGCCAGAUGUCGAGAAGGAGGUGAAGCCCCCACCCAAGGAGAAGAUCGAAGGGACCCUUGGGGUUCUUUACGACCAGCCACGACACGUGCAGUAUGCCACCCACUUUCCCAUCCCCCAGGAGGAGUCAUGCAGCCAUGAGUGCAACCAGCGGUUGGUCGUACUGUUUGGGGUGGGAAAGCAGCGAGAUGAUGCCCGCCAUGCCAUCAAGAAAAUCACCAAGGAUAUCCUGAAGGUUCUGAACCGCAAGGGGACAGCAGAAACUGACCAGCUUGCUCCUAUUGUGCCUCUGAAUCCUGGAGACCUGACAUUCUUAGGUGGGGAGGAUGGGCAGAAGCGGCGACGCAACCGGCCUGAAGCCUUCCCCACUGCUGAAGAUAUCUUUGCUAAGUUCCAGCACCUUUCACAUUAUGACCAACACCAGGUCACGGCUCAGGUCUCCCGGAAUGUUCUGGAGCAGAUCACGAGCUUUGCCCUUGGCAUGUCGUACCACUUGCCUCUGGUGCAGCAUGUGCAGUUCAUCUUCGACCUCAUGGAAUAUUCACUCAGCAUCAGUGGCCUCAUCGACUUUGCCAUUCAGCUGCUGAAUGAACUGAGUGUAGUUGAGGCUGAGCUGCUUCUCAAAUCCUCGGAUCUGGUGGGCAGCUACACUACUAGCCUGUGCCUGUGCAUCGUGGCUGUCCUGCGGCACUAUCAUGCCUGCCUCAUCCUCAACCAGGACCAGAUGGCACAGGUCUUUGAGGGACUGUGUGGCGUUGUGAAGCAUGGGAUGAACCGGUCCGAUGGCUCCUCUGCAGAGCGCUGUAUCCUUGCUUAUCUCUAUGAUCUGUACACCUCCUGUAGCCAUUUAAAGAACAAAUUUGGGGAGCUCUUCAGCGACUUUUGCUCAAAGGUGAAGAACACCAUCUACUGCAACGUGGAGCCAUCGGAAUCAAAUAUGCGCUGGGCACCUGAGUUCAUGAUUGACACUCUAGAGAACCCUGCAGCUCACACCUUCACCUACACAGGGCUAGGCAAGAGUCUUAGUGAGAACCCUGCUAACCGCUACAGCUUUGUCUGCAAUGCCCUUAUGCACGUCUGUGUGGGGCACCAUGAUCCCGAUAGGGUGAAUGACAUCGCAAUCCUGUGUGCAGAGCUGACCGGCUAUUGCAAGUCACUGAGUGCAGAAUGGCUAGGAGUGCUUAAGGCCUUGUGCUGCUCCUCUAACAAUGGCACUUGUGGUUUCAACGACCUCCUCUGCAAUGUAGAUGUCAGUGACCUGUCUUUUCAUGACUCAUUGGCUACUUUUGUUGCCAUCCUCAUCGCUCGGCAGUGUUUGCUCCUGGAAGAUCUGAUUCGCUGUGCUGCCAUCCCUUCACUCCUUAAUGCUGCUUGUAGUGAACAGGACUCUGAGCCAGGGGCCCGGCUUACCUGCCGCAUCCUCCUUCACCUUUUCAAGACACCGCAGCUCAAUCCUUGCCAGUCUGAUGGAAACAAGCCUACAGUAGGAAUCCGCUCCUCCUGUGACCGCCACCUGCUGGCUGCCUCCCAGAACCGCAUCGUGGAUGGAGCUGUGUUUGCUGUUCUCAAGGCUGUGUUUGUACUUGGGGAUGCGGAACUGAAAGGUUCAGGCUUCACUGUGACAGGAGGAACAGAAGAACUUCCAGAGGAGGAGGGAGGAGGUGGCAGUGGUGGUCGGAGGCAGGGUGGCCGCAACAUCUCUGUGGAGACAGCCAGUCUGGAUGUCUAUGCCAAGUACGUGCUGCGCAGCAUCUGCCAACAGGAAUGGGUAGGAGAACGUUGUCUUAAGUCGCUGUGUGAGGACAGCAAUGACCUGCAAGACCCAGUGUUGAGUAGUGCCCAGGCGCAGCGCCUCAUGCAGCUCAUCUGCUACCCACAUCGACUGCUGGACAAUGAGGAUGGGGAAAACCCCCAGCGGCAGCGCAUAAAGCGCAUUCUCCAGGUAGGCCAAGGCUGUGGGGGCCGCAGAGGAAGCAGUGGGCCCAAUCUGGGGAGAAACAAUAGGAACCUUGAGAAAAGGAGAGGGGGAAUUAAGUAGAGAGGAAGACAAACAAGGAUAUAGUAGAGGGAGAGAGGUAGCGAGAGAAACAGCUCCAGCAUGGGCUGAGGAGUAAGUCCAAUAUGGUCUAGACUCCAGUGUAAGAGUAUUAGGUGAGGGCAUAGCUAUCUGGAAUGAAUCUAGCUUAUCAAUGGGAAUCAUAGCAUCUGGGAGGCCUAGGUGUGGGCCUUGUAUAUUUGGCAUUUUGGCCAUGGCUCAGAACUGAAUAGUAGUAGCUACUACUUGCUGAGCAUGUGUUUUGUGCCAGGUACUGUGCUAGGUACUCCGCACACAUUUCCUCAUUUAAUCUUUAUGACCCUAUGAAGUAGAUGAGCUUCCCUGUUUGACCGAUGAGGAAACUGAGGCUUGAAGAGGUUAAGUAACUUGUCUAAGGUCACAUAGCUGAUAAGUUUAGAGUCAAUAUGUGAAGGCAGACAUGUCUGUGCACUUUCCACUUGACAUUGCUUCACACCUUCAGAUGACCAGAGAGUGGAAAAAUAAAGCCGUUGAGGAAAAGCUAAAGGAAUAAAGUCUCUUCAGCCCAGAAGAGAUAGUGUCGAAG
This is a messenger RNA of Piliocolobus tephrosceles (Ugandan red Colobus), 4152 nucleotides long. Its product is annotated as mediator of RNA polymerase II transcription subunit 12. NCBI's taxonomy places the organism in Eukaryota, Metazoa, Chordata, Mammalia, Primates, Cercopithecidae. The annotation marks the transcript as partial. The transcript is spliced from 24 exons. The record is from RefSeq and is a predicted model, not a curated record. Gene Ontology annotation, biological process: positive regulation of transcription by RNA polymerase II. Gene Ontology annotation, cellular component: mediator complex. Gene Ontology annotation, molecular function: transcription coactivator activity; transcription factor binding.